AUGAUGCUUGAAAGGGUUCAUGAAUGUGCUACUAGAGAUGCCUUCAAUUUUUACGACGAAGUAAAGAAUAGAUUCCAAGGUGACAAGCUGAAAGACUUUAUAAUCGCCUUCAACGAUUAUAAGAAACAAAGAGACCUUGGGAUUUUCGUAGAAAAAAUGAAGGAAAUUUUAGAAGGUCACAUAGAUCUGAUAUUAAAAUUUAACACCUUCAUGCCAAAACAAUAUCAAAUCAAGGAUGAAAAAUGUUGCCCGAAGAAACGUCCUUGUUUGGAAGAUGCUACACAAAAUUUGAGAGAGAUUAAGAAAAUGAAGGAUUCUUCAAAUACUAUGGAUCAAAUAUCUAUCGAUGCAGCCAAGAUGUAUCUCACUGAAAUCGAGGAUGAGUUCAAAGACGAUACGGGCAAGUACUACGAGUUUUUAAGGGCAAUGAGAGAUUUCAGGACAAGAAGAAUUGAUAUGGCAGGUUUGAUGUCAAGAGUGAAGGAAUUAUUUAAAGGGCACAAAAAAUUGUUAUUAAAAUUUAAUACAUUUUUGCCAGAGACGUCUUCAAAAAAUACAUUUUUGCCAGAUGAUGAUGAGGUUUCUUAUCAACCAAAGAAGCCAACAGUGGAUUUAGAAUAUGCUAAGAAAUAUUUGGUCAAUGUGAAGACUCAAUUUCAACAUGAACCUCAUAUUUACAAAUCGUUUCUAAAGAUAGUGAAUAUGUACAGAAAUGAAGAUAAGAGUGCUAAAGAGGUCAUGCAGAUGGUUAUUUCACUUUUUGAAGGUCACCCAGAUCUUGUUGAUGGGUUUAUGGUUUUUCUUGGGUAA
Molecule: messenger RNA, 810 nt
Organism: Trifolium pratense (red clover)
Lineage: Eukaryota; Viridiplantae; Streptophyta; Magnoliopsida; Fabales; Fabaceae
Product: paired amphipathic helix protein Sin3-like 1
Exons: 6
Coding region: 1-810 (269 amino acids)
Biological process (GO): negative regulation of transcription by RNA polymerase II
Cellular component (GO): chromatin; histone deacetylase complex
Molecular function (GO): transcription corepressor activity
Source: RefSeq, a predicted model, not a curated record